AUGGCUGCCACAUUUCAACCGCAGGACUUCCCUGUCGGCACCAAACCUGUCUGGGAACUAGAUACUAAACUCGGUAAGCUCGAAAGUGUCUUAGGGAGUUAUGUGUUAGCUGCCUCAUUACAUGAAUCCCGGAUUGCCUGGCUGAGUCGCCUUCUACCCAAGUCCGUGAGCCGAGGGCCGGACAAGGAACCUACAGUCGACAGUCCGAUUCCGCCUCACCAUAGCACCGAGAGACUCAGCACAUGUACUCUCGAAGUGGGCCCGCAUACUAUGCCUGACCUUCUCGUAUUGAAGGUCACCUAUGUCGAUUGUUCCGCGUCACCUACAGACCCCUUCUCCAAAUUGACCCCCGAAAUCGUCCCGCAUUUUAAUGCAGCAGCACAGAGGGACUCGCAUCUGAUGCACUGCGUUCGCGAGGCAAUGGCCGGCAAAGGCACGCCGGAUCAAAACCAUUACAUCGCCUCGACUAUUGACCAGCUCGCUGCAGCUGACCCUUCAAGGCAACCUUCUCAGCCUCUUCUUGUACCAACUCUGGAAUCCUCCAUGAGCUGGGAUAUCAUCUUUCAGUUCAAAGAACACCCUAAUGAACAAUGGAUUCUCCCUCGGGGCUCAGCAUUCAUCGAACGCGAGCCGCCGGAUGGCGCGUGGGUGGACUUGAUACAAGUCUCCAUGCCUUUCUGCUCCCCGGGUUUAACAACAGAGAUGGCCUCUGGCGAACCUUCUUCGUCAAAUCCGCCGCCUCAGUCGGACAUCGCUACUCUGCGGCUUCUACAACCAACGCCAACGCUAUACGAUUCGCUCCUUGAUUGGGUCGGUGGUAGCCAUCAAAACAUGAAGAAUCGAGAUGCCUUGCGCAGUACCCUCAAGAAAGCGCGCGCUCGACAGUUCUUACAGUAUCGACUUCCCCUUAACUCCAAAGCUCUCAAGCGCUUCAAAGCCGCCGCUGAGUCUCCUUUUCCUAUGAAGCCUCUCAACCCCGACUCGAACACUUCGGGAACGCGCAAACGUUUGCAAGAAACACCCAAGAAGACCAUUUCGGCUGGCCCUACUCCCAAACAGAAGGGACCGAAAACGCCAGCGACGGCCAAACUAAAGCCAAAGAAGCAGCGGACGAAGUCAACACCGAGUACUUCAGCCUUGACGACGAAGCCGAAACAUAAAAUGGAAGUUUACGUGCUCAUGACUCGGCGUAGACCGCCUGAGGCCAAACCGCCUGGAUGUCAGCAUUGCAAAGUGACUGGCGAGCCCCUGCAUUUUGGAGGAAGGUUCUGUCGGCCGUGCAUUGACGCCGGCCACGCGACCCCUGUACCGGGUGUUACACACGCUCCGAUACCGGCCCCGCCGGUCGUCAAAGCGCCGGCGACUUUAUAUACGACUACAGCUUAUCAUUCAGUGGCAGAGCAGGCAAGCCCGAGUUCUGAAAUCCGUCCACCGAAGCCGUCGACCUCCCACACCGCGACUCGUUAG
Messenger RNA from Peniophora sp. CBMAI 1063, 1467 nucleotides. The record is from the annotation of a GenBank genome assembly. Lineage: Eukaryota; Fungi; Basidiomycota; Agaricomycetes; Russulales; Peniophoraceae.